AAUUUCUAUUCGAGUACUUUCUCUUUUAAAUACGGGAUAAUUAGAUACAAAUGUUUAUGUAAGCUUGACAAUUUAUAAGUAUGUGCUCUUUUGAACCAUUCAUCCGUAGUUCGUUGAAGAAGUACAAAUUUCCCGAGGAAGCUAAAUGCGAUGUUCUCAAAGCAGUCAGCAUAUUUGCAGAUUUGAGACCAAAGUAUGAAGACUUUGUGUUUAAUAAUGGCCGACAGAGAAAACUUUUACACUUGGAGGGUACUGUUCCUGUCGAUUAUAAAGGCAUUCCGAUUCGCAAUAAUGGAAAUGUGUACAACAUCCCAAUCUGUAUCUAUUUAAUGGACACACACCCCUACAAUCCGCCGAUUGUAUUUGUAAAACCAACAUCCACCAUGCAGAUCAAGUCUGGAAGAAAUGUAGACCAGAAUGGGAAAAUUGACUUGCCAUAUCUCCGCGAAUGGAAAUAUCCCGAUUAUGACCUGCUGGGAAUGCUACAAGCACUUUGUAUAGUAUUUGCCGCUGAGCCACCCGUGUAUUCCAGAAGUGGACGGACCAGCCAAGAGUCACAGGAAAGCCUCAUUCAAGAAACACCGCAUCAUAACGGAAAUGACCAAUCAUUAGGAAAGUCAGACAGUUCCACCACCGAUAAAGAGGAUGAAUUACGGAGACUUCAGGAUUUACUGACGUGCAGGAUAUGCAAGACGCGCCGAGUGGGCGUGACCUUCCUGUCAUGUGGUCACUGUGUCACGUGCGUAGAGUGCGGUACAAGCCUGCAGGACUGCCCGCUGUGUCCGACGGGAGCCAAUCACGUGCGAGGGAUGAUAAUAACGUUGUUUUCUUAGGCAGCGGCGUACAUUAACUUCAUCAUUUUAAAGGGGCCUUUUCACAGAUUUUGGCAUUUUUUAACUUAUUCAUUAAAUGCUUUAUAUUGAUAAAUGUAAACAUUGGAUCGUAAAAGCUCCAGUAAAAAAUCAAGAAUAAAAUUAAAAAAAGGAAAAGAACAUUGCCCGGAGCAGGUUUCGAACCAGUGACCCCUGGAGUCCUACCAGAGUCCUAAGUAAAAACGCUUUAGCCUACUGAGCUAUUCCGCCGAGUACACAUAUUUGAUGUAUUUUAUACCUUAUAUAAGCAAUCUUCGUAGUUUCACAAAAUUUAACGACAAAAACAGAACUCUCCAAAUUAUUCAAUCGUUUCGCGUUGCAACGCUUUAUAAUUUUUAGGUUUUAAAAUCGUCAAAAGAUGCAUAUAAUGGCUAUAUUAGACCAUGGUAAAUGUUCAGUAUUACUGUUUCCUCACAAAUAUCAUAACUAAAACGAAAAUGAGCGAAUCUGAAACAACUUUUUUCAACUUUGUCAAUUUACCAAAGCGUGAAAAGAUCCCUUUAAGGGGUUGAAAAAAAUCACCGUUGAUGAUCAUCGCGGAUUUGAUUUUAUAUUCACGCAAGCAUUCUCAAACAUAAUAACAAUUUUGUUUGAUGACUUCACGAGCGUUGAGUUUAACGAUUCAGUCCAUUAAAAAUAGACUAGUCGUAAUCCGGAUCUUCGCUCGACAAUAGAAGUUGAGAGUAAAUGUGUAGAUGGGAAAUCUGAUACUGGUAUUUGUCAAAGUUGACUUAACUUGAGAUAAAUAUGAAACAUGAUUAAUGCGCAGAACAAUUUUUUUUUUCAUUUAUGGUACAUUUUAUUCAGUAUUUAUAUCAUUAUUAUUAUUAUUAUUAUUAAAACAUUGAGCGAAUUAAUCAGAUGACUAGUAUGUGUGAGGAUUAAAACAAACAAGGGCAUUAAUUUCAUUUUUUUAAAUUAUUCAUUUCUGUUUUUGUUUUUUCAAUUAAUAUUUUUAAAUGGAAUGUGUUUUAUCGUGUUUUUGUAAUGCUUCCAUAUGCUAUCCUGUCCAAAUGCCCUCGAAAACUUAAAGGAACGUUAAAACAACGUAAUAAUUGUUCUGUUUUAUCGAUCACAAACGGCAUAUCAAAAACAAAUUCUUAUGUCACUGCGUAUUAAAACCAUUAACGGAUAUUUAUUCAAGAUUUUAUCAUGGUAAAAGAAGUUAGGUGAACUCAUGAAAUAAAUACAUGCUUGCAUUACAAUUAUUACAAUUAAUACAUGAUAUACUACUUUG
Dreissena polymorpha is the source of this 2109-nucleotide messenger RNA. RefSeq names its product tumor susceptibility gene 101 protein-like. The transcript has 7 exons. Gene Ontology annotation, cellular component: ESCRT I complex. Bases 81 to 833 code for a protein of 250 amino acids. The record is from RefSeq and is a predicted model, not a curated record. NCBI's taxonomy places the organism in Eukaryota, Metazoa, Mollusca, Bivalvia, Myida, Dreissenidae. Gene Ontology annotation, molecular function: ubiquitin binding. Gene Ontology annotation, biological process: endosome to lysosome transport; protein transport; protein modification process.